CCCACGUGCUCUUGUCGUGGCCUUGCACUUCUUCAGUAGUCAAUAGCCGGCCGAACGACAAUUUACCCGUCAGUAUAGCACAACACGAAGCAACACAGUGCAUAGUGAUCGACCGGUGUGUUUAUGUGCAAGUACGCGACGCGUGUGUUUCGAACAAGGCCAAUGCCAACUGACUUCAAGUUAUUAUUCUAAGACAACAUGAUCAACAGGAGUUUUUAAUCUAAUGAAAAAUUACUCUGAGUUCCAAAUGAUAGUUUUUUAAUAUUAUCAAAAUUUCAUUUUUUUCUGUUUUAAUUGGGAAAUAAAGUGAUAUUUUAACGGUUCGGUUUGAUUAAGCCAUUUGUGAACAGAUUUCAUUUGCAAUAUGGAGACGUGCGUACUCAUACCGAAAGAAUUAUCGUUACAAGCCGUUCCGGUAGCUGAUAUUCAUCGAGGGUCGAAGAGAUUCAUGGAUCCAGAGAUCACAGUGAUGACCAAUGUGACUAUUCCUAGAGGCACAAUGAUCUAUCCCUUUCAAGGCACUGUGAGAAUAGAUAAAUUGGACGUAUUUCCGUUCCUAGACGAAACCGACAUAAGACACAGAUUUGGGUGCUACGACCAAGUUACUGAGGUGAACAGACUCCGAGUGCGUUAUUGUAAUUGGGUCCGGUUUUUGAAAAUCACCCAGCAUCAUUCUGAACAACAUGUCAACGUAUUGGGAACCAAAAUAAAAGGCGAGCCGAUGUACGAGGUGAUCAAAAACAUACCUGCGAACUCGGAGCUGAUCGUACACUUUCUUCCAGAGAGCCCGGAAGAAAUUUUCUUCAUGCCUGCCGUCCACUAUCUAAGAAAUACACUUUACAGGCGGACCAUGGACACUAUUCUCGAAGAUUCACCUCUGGACUUGUCUAUGUCACUAUUGUCCAGAGUGUUCAGCACGUCUUCCGCCUCAUCGGUAUCAUCGCCGCCGAGUGGUUUAGAUAUCGACGAGCGCAAAUCUCUUUCCGAUGAAUCCACCUCGGGAAAUUCACUAUCAGGAGAUACGAUCGACCACAAUAUCCAUACGAUCAGCACGACUCCGGUAAAAUCGAGACCGUUCAGAGGAGAGCGCACCUUAUUGCCGUGUGAGGUUUGUCGCAAGGCAUUUGACAGACCGUCGUUACUAAAGAGACACAUGAGGACACACACUGGUGAAAAACCUCACGUUUGUGCUGUAUGCAAUAAAGGAUUUUCCACAUCCAGUUCGUUAAAUACACACAGACGAAUACAUAGUGGUGAAAAGCCUCACCAAUGCGGUGUUUGUGGAAAACGGUUUACUGCCAGUUCCAAUCUAUACUAUCACAGAAUGACUCAUAUUAAGGAAAAACCACACAAAUGUACAUUAUGUGCAAAGUCAUUCCCAACUCCCGGCGAUCUGAAAUCUCAUAUGUACGUUCACAACGGGUCGUGGCCGUUCAAAUGUCAUAUAUGCAACCGCGGAUUCAGCAAACACACAAAUCUUAAAAACCACCUAUUUCUUCACACCGGAGACAAACCACAUGCUUGUGAACUAUGCCACAAGAAAUUCGCGCUUGCCUGCAAUCUCAGAGCACACAUGAAAACACACGAGAGUGAAACUCAAGAAGAAUGUGGUAGGUGUGGAAAGGUCUAUAUGACUUUAGAGUCGGACAAAGGUCGAGGCGCGUGCUCAGAAUGCAUGCCACCGUCUAUAAAAGCGAUAUCAAUCGGUGGUAGUGGUGGUGCAGAUGACACAUCUUAUGGUGGUCACUCGCUUCUUGACUCUGAGGAGAGUCGCAGCUCAACGGGUUCGGAUCGAGGCAUGUGAAUGUAAAUACGUAAGCCAGUGGCGGUGGUGAUGGCAUUGACGUGGGUGGUUUUUCUUUUAAUUAAAAACACGAUACAUGGUAUUUAGUAAUUUACCACUCGGUGUUCUAGCCAAUGCGACCCCCAUCCACGUCCCAAAGAAACUACAUUCAUAAUUUUAUACUUUGGAUAUUUAAAUAUAAAAUAAAAACUACGAGUGUAUGAUCUUGAGUGAUAACUUAUGGUAACUGAAAAAUUAUCAAUGAGAUUAUUUCUUUUUACAAUAUAAAAUAUUCGUGAUUAAUUUUAGUUUUAUAAUAAUGGCCAUAAAUUUAUCAUAAAAGUUAUCAAGAUAGAUUAAUUUAUAGCAAAAAUAACUUAAGUAUUCUUUCUGUAUUAUAUAAUUACUAUUGAUGUUAAGACUACUAAUUAGUCAUUUUUUUACGUGUAACUGUUUAAUUUUGGUCAAUCGACAUAUAUUAAUUUAGUUGUUAUUCUAGUCACUUAUUAAUUUUUAUCAUUUUUUUAAUUUUUUAUUUAUAAACGUGUUUAAUUUAUAAAUGUACAUAAAUAAAUCAUACAUUAAUUAAGCAAUU
Molecule: messenger RNA, 2378 nt
Organism: Daktulosphaira vitifoliae (grape phylloxera)
Lineage: Eukaryota; Metazoa; Arthropoda; Insecta; Hemiptera; Phylloxeridae
Product: zinc finger and SCAN domain-containing protein 2-like
Exons: 8
Coding region: 365-1804 (479 amino acids)
Cellular component (GO): nucleus
Source: RefSeq, a predicted model, not a curated record